AUAAAAUAGGCAUAUUCUCCGACGGAUAACCCCUUCUCUCUCACUACCUUAUAUCAAAAUCAGAAGCCUUACAGCUGCUGUUCAUAGUUCGUUCACCACUGAAAUAUGGAGACCCUUUUCAGGGUUGUGUGCUCCUCAUUCCCAGCAACUCCUCCAAUCCCUCAUCGCUCACUUUCCACUAGAAACCCAUCUGUCUCGGCCCUCAAAACAGGCCCAUCUCCUGUGAGUGAGCUUGCAGAAGAGGACGUGCUGCUGACGUUCUUCAAGGAAAGACAGUUGAAUGGAGACUUCAUAUCAAGACUUUCUGACGUGUUUUGGCAGAGGGAGUUUACGAAUUUUGUUGAUGGUGAUGGUGUUGGUGACAUUGAUGACACUACUACUCAACAACAAGCAGAAGAGCAGGCUGUGAAUGAUUCUGGUGGGUUUUUGAAACUGUCAGCAACCAAUGAAUGGGUGUUAGGUGAUAGAUCUGCACCGAUUAAUAAAAAAGCCAUUGCUAAGGCCAUGCAGAAUGACAGUGAAAGAAGGAAGAAACUCAACCUUCUUCAAUAUGAAGCUAUACAGAGGGAACUAAUGCUUUUGUCUGUUGGUAUUGGAACUGCUUGUACUGGGUAUUGUUUAAUAACACUGUCAUUCCAGGGUGCCGUCAGUUAUGCGACAGGAGUUCUUUUCAGUUGCUUGUACCUUAAACUCUUGUACCAGCAUGUAGACAAUAUAUCCCGAGAAGCAGUCCCUCAGAUUUUCCGGCAGAAGAAGUCUAAGAAAAUUGGAAUAAGAAGUCAGGAUCUGGAGGAUUUUCUAGAGAAAUUGAUAAAGGGCUGUGGUAUGGCUCUUUCAUCUCCAAGGCUUGUGUUACCAGCAGCAAUAUAUGGAUUGUGGAUCCUGUCUCAUCAAUAUGUUUCCAGUGAUCUCUUUGAUUUUCAGCUUGUGCCAGCUAUGGUCGGGUUGUUUGUUUAUAAAGCUGCUGCUCUUGUUCAAGUUUAUAGAGAUAAUGAAGACCUGCAAUUGAUCUUUCCUGAUGACCUUUAGGACUCCUUGAGUAUUUUUGGUAUCUAGUAGGAGUGUACAGUACCACCUUCUGGUUGAUAUUUUACAAGAGUUGGGUGUGCCACGGAACAUUUCCUCAGGCAGUUAUAGAAUCAGCGUCCCUUCUUGAGAACACCAGUAUUGCCUGUAUGUAGUCUGAAAAGUAAAGCAUCUCAAAGAUAUUCUGAAGACUGAAGUGAAGCAACAUGCUCUGAGCUCCAUUUGAUUGAUCGGUUCGAGUCCAUUUUUGUAAUUACACCAAGGCAUGUGCCUAAAUAUGUUACUCAUUUACAGUUAGACAGCAGAAUCUGGGCUGAAGAACUAAUUGAGCCAUUCCUUGGUGGUCUUCAUCUUUUGGUGAUCUUCAUUCGGGUGUUAUAUAUAAAAGUGAUGAAUUGAGGAGCA
This is a messenger RNA of Rosa rugosa (rugosa rose), 1431 nucleotides long. RefSeq lists its product as uncharacterized. The transcript is spliced from 9 exons. The record is from RefSeq and is a predicted model, not a curated record. NCBI's taxonomy places the organism in Eukaryota, Viridiplantae, Streptophyta, Magnoliopsida, Rosales, Rosaceae. Bases 106 to 1029 code for a protein of 307 amino acids.